AGUUCUUUCUUACCGAACAAGCGACAUGUUGCACUUACUUCCGGUGCUGGUUUCAGCUUCCUUAUUGUUUAUGUAAGCUAUUUCAAGGGUUAAAUCGUGACAAAGAUGGAGAAACGUGGUAGAACAAGAAGCUAAAGUGCGCCAUGAUUAAGUCAAGUGGCUCCUGUAGUGUAAUAUGUUCAAAAAGAUGACUGAAUUCGGUCCAGAUUCCGGGGGGCGCGUUAAGGGAGUGACCAUAGUGAAACCCAUUGUGUUUGGGAAUGUUGCCCGCUACUUUGGGAAGAAGAGAGAGGAAGAUGGACAUACCCAUCAAUGGUCUGUUUAUGUGAAGCCUUACAGAAAUGAGGACAUGUCUGCCUACGUGAAGAAAAUCCAGUUCAAGCUACAUGAAAGCUACGUUAACCCACUAAGAGUCGUAACAAAGCCUCCGUAUGAGAUUACAGAGACAGGCUGGGGAGAGUUUGAGAUCAUCGUCAAGAUAUUUUUUAUGGAUCCUAAUGAAAGACCUGUAACUUUGUAUCAUCUCCUGAAGCUGUUUCAGUCAGAUUCCAGCGCCAUGCCCAAGAAAACUGUAGUCUCUGAGUUUUAUGAUGAAAUGAUAUUUCAGGAUCCUACCGCCAUGAUGCAACAGCUGUUGACCACAUCAAGACAACUCACUCUUGGACCCUAUAAGCAUGAGACAGAGUUCAGUGAGCUGGAGCAGAGGACAAAGGAAAAACUGGAAGCGGCAAAGAAAAGAACCAGCCAAGAGAUCACGGAGCUAAAAGACAAACUGAAAGCCAGCAGAGAAAACAUUAACCACCUGAAGGCUGAGAUCCGGAAGCUGGAGGAGGAUGGCGAUCACAAAGACCACUAAGAUGCUGAAAAGUUGAUUGAUUUGCAUCUUUAGUGCCUCCGCUUUCUUCGUUGAAUCCAAAAUGGUACUUUAGGUUUGGCUCUUAGGUAGCAACUGUUUAACAUUUUUAAGUUUUUGUUUAUUUUUUAAGGUGUGAUUUGGGCUUAGUUUAUCCAUUUGUUAUGAAACAAAGACAAACACAAGCAAUCUAAAAGCUGUCAUAUUGAAGUGUUAAUAUGAGGUCCUCUGUCAGCACUGGAAAUUUGUGGAAACGGUGUGUCCUUUUUAAAGAAAAGGCCUCUGUUAUAAACGUUUGUGAAUUAUUUGUCGUUUUCAUUCUGAUGUGUUCAUUUUUAUACAAAAUAAACAUUUUACAGUA
This is a messenger RNA of Nothobranchius furzeri (turquoise killifish), 1214 nucleotides long. RefSeq names its product YEATS domain containing 4 (gene yeats4). Gene Ontology annotation, biological process: regulation of DNA-templated transcription. The record is from RefSeq and is a predicted model, not a curated record. NCBI's taxonomy places the organism in Eukaryota, Metazoa, Chordata, Actinopteri, Cyprinodontiformes, Nothobranchiidae.